Messenger RNA from Triplophysa rosa, 6280 nucleotides. RefSeq names its product BICRA like chromatin remodeling complex associated protein (gene bicral). Gene Ontology annotation, cellular component: SWI/SNF complex. The transcript is spliced from 11 exons. Gene Ontology annotation, biological process: positive regulation of DNA-templated transcription. Bases 604 to 3168 code for a protein of 854 amino acids. Lineage: Eukaryota; Metazoa; Chordata; Actinopteri; Cypriniformes; Nemacheilidae. The record is from RefSeq and is a predicted model, not a curated record.
GUGCAUCUAGAACUUUUUAUUUUUUUCUAUUAUAAUACACACCUAUUGUUUUUAUUUGUAUUCAUUUUCUAUUUGUUUAUAUCUUUGGGCAGGGCUGCUAUCGCUUAAAACUAUGGGUUUAUAAAACACAUAAAUAUACAUAAAUAAAAAGAACGUAGAUACAAGAAUUUAGUUUUCAUACACUAUAUUUCUAUAUUACUUGGAAAUCUAGAAUCAUAAGGGCAUCAUUAAUAUGUCUCUCUUUUGAAACAAUUGUAAGAAACUUUUGCACACUUUUUCCCCAGUAAUUUAAAAAGAACACAAUGAUGAGUUUUCUUUGCUAAAUUUGCAUCCGCCAAACAGUUUUACACAUCUGACUAAUGUGUGAUCUCAUGACAUUAAAGGUGUGGUCGAAGUGGAUACCCCGCCCCCUACCGCUUGUUGCCAACACUUCUUUAUUCAAUUAUGCAUGUCGGGUAUUAGGAAUGAUUCAUGCAAACUGCGGGUAUAAUCUGCAUUUUCACUAUAAGAACACAACGUAUAAGCAAUUUAUUUAAAAACUAAGUAGUUUAAGAGUUUUCUUAGAAGUAAAGAGUCCUAUGGUGUGUAGUGCACUAGAUAGUGAUGCUGCCUUCUGCUGGAGCCGCACUGCUCCACCGGCCCGUGCAGAGAUGGCGAGGAAACCCCGUGGACACGGCACUGCUUUUUCAUGACGGUGUCAUGGAUGAUGAAGACGAUCAACGUCUUCUGGAUUUUAUAGGAGAUGUGCAAGCAUUAAAUGAGUAUCUUCAUGGUUCCAACAGUAAAUCUAUCGGGGAGGAUGAUGUGACAAAUGCAGCAUAUGGGUCUGCCAGCUCGUUCUUUACUGGUGACACUGGCAGCUCCAAUGAUGGACUCAAAGAUGACCACAAUCAUUUGGGAGAGUUUGGGGAGGCUGGCGCAGCUGAGCUUCAGCUCUCAGGCAAUCUUUCAUUCAUCGACGAUGAGCUUGACGAUGGACCUUCACCUGGUGACGUUGACCUUGGGGGUGAAGACCAACCCUUUGACAUCCUCCAGAAGUCAUUGCUGGAAGCAGAUAUCACAGAGCAGACACUGGCUCAAGAAGCCCUUUUGGACUCCCAACCAUCUCUCAUUCCCACAGCUACCACCUUCCCUCAGCAGCUGGUCUCUGGAGGGUUCGGAGGUGUCGCGGGUCCUGGCAUGGUGGCACCUUUGCCCGUUGCUGGGGUGCAGCCACCAUCUUUUAUCCAGCAGGUUCCCCAGCUACCCUUGCCAAAUGGCCCUACGGGACAUAUCCAGGUGGUAGGGUCUUUUAACGACAGUGCGUCCUCUAUGAUGACUAUCAACAGUUUGGAACAGCCUCAGAUCCUUUUGAGACCAAGUGGAAAUGUGGUGGCAAACAAUAGUGGGCAGGGCACCAUGUUCGCACCUACCGCACCAAAUCAAAUGUCAAUGUCUUUCAAUAAAGGUACAAUUCCAGUUCAGAAUAUUAUCAUUCAACGAGGCCCAGCACAACAGACGUUGGUUCGACCCAUUCAGCCGAAACCCCUACAGACAGGGUCACAAACUGUAUACAAUAUCAGCAACAUUGGGCUUCAGCCCAGCACCACAGCUACUGCAAAUCUAGUCAGUACCCAGUACACGACCAGCGGGUCUCCUCAGACUGCUCAACAAGUUAAAGUGGUAAAUCCAACCAGCAGCAUUGUAAUGCAUUCACCACUGGGGCAACAGGCACAGCCCCAAUCCAAUCUGCCCCAGGGGCAGUUUUUGGUACCGAGUUCUAUAUCCCUCACCACUGGUACCACUGUUCACGGGUUCCAGGCUGUGAAUGGGCAGGUGAUACAAACAAACACUCAAGUGGGUGAACCAAUGAGCACUACCACAUACUCAAUCCUGACCAAUCAGAACUCAGCAGUGCAGCUUAUUCCUGGCCAGAACUUUUCAGCCGGAGGACAGUUGAUUGUAAAUCAAGGUUUGGUGGGUGCAAGUCAGAUAGGCCAAGCUUCUCCGACCCCUGUUGUACAGGUGUCGCAGAGACCCGGUGCCACCGCUAAGGUUUGGACCGCCAGUGUGUCGCCUAGCCCCAACCCUGUACAAACGUCACAGAGUUCAAGCCACCUUACCGUGGUCAAUUCUGUCCAAGGCCCACAAGUUUGUCAGCAAUUAUCGGUUAACCCAGGACAGCAUCUCCUCAUGCCUGUAGCUCAGAGCAGCCCAGUUUCUUCUGGAAUUCAGGAGUUUCAGCAAGGCACUCUAAACCAGGACACGGCAGCAGCUCAGACACAAUUAGUUAAUCUCCUUGGUACCAAAGCUGUGAAAACACUAACUCCUGCCAGUCUGGAAUCCCCUCUCACCCCGAAGCGACCUGCAACUCAGCAGCUUACUCGAGGAGGAAUGGUCCUCCAGCAGCUCAGAAGAGAUCACAGUGGAGUCAUGUCUCCAGAGCACCCACCCUUCUCUUCGGUCACUGAUGUCAUUGAGCGAUUACUGCCCUAUCAUGUUUUCCAAGGCUCACCGCCACGAGAUGAAGAAUUUACCAAAGUCGACGAGGAGUUUGAGGCAGUUGCCACGCGAGUAUUGGAACGGACGCAGGUCAUGGUAAACAAAUACAGGCGUCUGCUUAUGGUGGAGUCAGAGAGAUCUAGCCCCUCAUCAGAAAUGGUGAUGAUUGACAGGACGUUUAACCAAGAGGAACGGAGCAACCUGACCCAAGACAAGCGAAUGGUAUUGGUGGAUCCAGAUGGCUUCUUUGAAGACUUCUGCUGCAGCUCUAAGAAGAGGAUACCAAGUCCUGAAGUCAGCCAUGAGGGAAACCCAAGCGGAUUGGGGACAUCAACGAGGCUUCCAAUGAGUCACGCGGGAAGAGACGGGCAGAGAGUGAACAGCCACAGAGAACCUGCUUAUAGGACAGACUCCCAACCAGAAAAAGAAACAGAGGAACACAGAAGAAGCCCUAUCAAGUGCAUCCUGAACAUUAAAAAAAUCAAAUCCAACAACCUCAUCAGCAGCAGUCAACAUGCUCAUUAUCCUGCAUCUCCCAGCCAAUCACAGCACAGCCCUGCCCAAAGCAACCCGUCAGGCAGGGGGCGGAGUCAAGAACAGCAGCUUUCCUCGGAUCACAGUCACACCUCGUUGGCUGAUACGGACUCUGUGCUGGAAGCUGCCGUGAAUAGCAUCUUAGAAUGUUAGACAGUGCCAUAUUUACAUUAGACAGUUUCAUGUUAGCCGCGAGCCAUUUCAUGCCAUGAAUUUUUUUUAGUUGGCAUUAUAGAAGUAUAAGAGUGCACACAGCGGUUGUGGAAGUGUCGAGGACUUAUGAUGGUGAAAAUACUGUGCCUGUUGUUCUAGAGCAGUUUACACGAGAAAGCCUUUGAAAUUGCAUCACAGGAUGCACUUGCAAUCACACGCACACACAUCAAUAUAUUUACAUAUACACAAUCAUGCAGUACGUUUAGUGUGAUGUUUGGAAUGUCAUAGGUAGACAUUGGUAUCUGUAGCGUAUCAUUCAGUAUCAAAUACACUUAGUCUCAUAGUCUGUCCGCACUUAAGGUCAUAAGGUCGUCUCUCAGUAUGUGAUUUUGACCAAGUGAGGCACACAAAUGCACCGUUUCGUUGUUUUCGAGCACUAGCUGUGUUCAUUUUUUUACUUUCGUUUUAGUUUUGUACCUUACAGGUAUGUGAUCUCCACAGAGACGAAACCGUGUGGUUUUGUGCAGGGGAAGUUAAGUCCUCAGAUUGAGGGUACAAUGUUACAUUGUUUUAUCUUUUUUGCUUGUAUUCAUUUUUAAUGAGGCAUUGUAAGUUUUUUGUCAAAUCUGUGCUGCUCCCUGUCUCCCUGAAUAAUAUGUGCUGUUGCGCACCUGUUAGUGUCUCAAAAAAUCUUGUAUGGGCGAAUGUAACAAAAAGGUCCAGGUUACAUUUCAGUGUAAAGUCAAAAGAGAUAAAAGAAUUGGAUGUUGUUAAAACACAAAAAUGAAGGAUCAUUGUGACAUUAUUGUCAUGACACUUAGGCACUGCCCUAGACUGUGAUGUCAGGCAGUACACAAAUUAGUCUUUUGUAUUUUUUUAUUGAAUUUUAAUGAGCAUCAAUUAAAGACAGUACAACUCAAACAUAAUGUAUAAUACAUUUGCGAAUAUUUGCAUGUUUUUGCAUUAUUGCAACAAUUUUAAUGUUUUCUUUUUUGCUUAAUUGUCAUGAAAUAAUGUCACAAUGCGAUUAAUUUAGUUACUUUUUAUGUUUAAUCUUUUCUUUUGGAUGAAAUUUAACUGCGGCUGUUUCUAGACAGGCUUAGGGAAAUUUACCUACAUUAACUUGAUUUUCCCUUGAGCAGUGUGUCCCCUGCUGGUCAGGCUCCAGUCUUGUCCUGUGGGUCAGUUUGCAGUUUCUGCCCCUAGUGGCAACUUAUAUUUGCACAUGUGGAAAUGAUUUUGUAAUUUCACAAAUCCCCAUUCUAAUAGCUCUUGGAUUGCGCCUGUAUAUCUCUUCUAGUCAAAUGUGUUUAAACUGGUGUAGACAGAAUUGGUGCCUUCACCGCAUAUCAACAUUUAAGGGUACUUAGUUGUAUUAGAAGAUCACAGCUUUGUGAAGUUUAGUUGAAGGACGUCAAGACAGUGUGAUGGUUUGCUACAUGACUGCACCAGUUUAUUUUUUAAAGUACUAAAUCAUUAUGGAAGAGACUUGGCAUUCAGUCUUGAUUUAUAUAAGAACGUUUUCCACAUAUGCCAUUACAGAGUCUGACAGCUGUAACAAUGGUAGUGUGACCACAAAGACUGACCAGACUAGAGCAGAGAAAGUGUGCGGACGUUUCCAUUAACAUCCAUUAAAUAGCUUAAAGGAAGGUUGCAUCGCAUUGUUUUUGCAUCAUGAACACUAAACUCCACUGUCUUUCCCAGCAAUUCAACCAAAAAUGACUAAUAGAAAAUAAGUUGUAACACUUUACAAUAAGAUUCAGUAUGUUCAUGUUAGUUAAUGGAAUAGCAUGACAUAACAAACAAGACUUUUACAGCAUUUGUUAAUCUUGGCUAAUACUAACUUGUAAUGUAUUAACAUUAUGAAAAUGAAUAAACAAUGGUCAGUGGUAUAUUUAUAAAGUAACAUCAUCCUAGAUUAAAAAUGCUGUAAAACAUGUUUAUUGUUAUUGUUCAUGAUACCUAAUGCAUUAAAUAAUAUUAAAGAGUUGAAUCUUAUUGUUGGUGUUUCGUAAGUAAAAUAUCCUCCCUGAUCUGAGCUCCAGCAGCCAGUACUAGGGAGACUCCUCUGAAGACUUUCUUUUCGAAGAGCUUCUUUGCCUUAGGACAGACCGAGUGAAACACAAGUAGUAUCAUUUGUUUUUACUGUGUUUUAUUGUGCGAGUGUGGCCUUGGAUUAUCGUAACACCACGUGGUAAUCAUAGCUUUGAACAUUUUCUUUCUGCAUCACUCAAAACUUGAUUUAUAAUGUUUGUAUUACAAAAUAAAAACACGAAACACAAAAUAUUUAUACUUUUUGUAAAGAAAAAUAAUGUUAAAAAGUUAUUUUUAUUAUGUUAGGUAUGUGCUCAUAUCAUACUGUAUGUGGUCAGUUCUAGUCUGUUUUUGUGAGUGUUCAUUACAGCAGCAAAGAUAAAAAAAAUCAAUAUUAAAUACAUUUUGACUACAGCCAAUACUUUGUAAUGUCUGCUUUUUAAACUAUUAGGUAUUACUAUUGAAUAGGAAAAUAAAGAAUGGUCAUGUUCACCACAAGAAAUCAUGAAACAGCUUUUCUUCUUUUCUUAGAUUUAUAAUAUUGUAAAAUUAUUUAAAGUCCUUGUUAUGCUUUUAGUUACACAAUUACAAAAUAAACAAUUCUACAAAUUUUCAUUUAGGUUUAAUGCAUGAAUUCCUUCGAUAUAAAUUAGCAUUAAAAAUACUUCAUAUAAAUACUGUACUUUCAGAUAGGUUUGUUUUCUCAUCAACCAUAUUAAUUCAUAGUAGACGUAUCUUAAGUCACAGUACGUUCUUGCACAUGUCUAAUAAAAAGACUGCAAACUUCAAGUUCGGAGUGAAGAAGAAACUAGCUUCUGUUAACACUUAUUUCUAAGGCACGUUAUUAACAAACACCAAAUAUCCUUAAUGGUAUUUUCUCCACCGUUCUUUCUCUGCACAACACAAACACGUUCAAUUAAUAAGACAUUGUUUUGAUAAACAUCUUAUUCUUGCUAUUGUUAAUUUGACUUACUGAGAUCUGGGUAUCUCCAUAUGUAACACAGGACACAGUAGCCAGCUAACAGUAGAGAUAUCCCACCGAUUCCUCCUCUACGAACAUCAAUGUACUUUGUGUAGU